AUGGUUGACAGGAGCUUGCUACACUGUUGUAAAAACGCUAAUAACACGAUGGUAGUCCAAAAAAAGUAUGCACAUACCGGCUCGGACGUCGCCCGGGUGAACAAGGUCCGCGCUGCAGCUUUGGGGACUAGAGACUGCAGUGUAAAAUAUACUGAGUCCCAGAAAGAUAGACUGAAGAUGGGGUUGACAGUUGGAGUUUGGAAUGUCAGGUCAUUGUGGCAGACAGGGGCUUACGCGUUGAUGAAGAAAGAACUUGAACGAUUCAGAUAUGAUGUGGUUGGUCUGUGCGAGGCCCGAUGGACAGGAGGUGGAGAAAUGGAAGGUGGGAAGAUAUUAUGGUCUGGAACAGAGAGGGAGCACGUCUAUGGAGUUGGAAUGGUUAUUGGCGAAAAAGCAAAAAAAGCACUGUUGGAGUACAAUCCAGUGAAUGAAAGAAUGAUAAAUCGAGGCAUUCUACGAUCAACUGGAGCAAAGAAAGUACUGCCAAAAAAAGAUGUUAAGAUAAUCACCGGAGAUUGGAACGCAAAAAUCGGAAGAGACAAUAUUGGUUUUGAAGAAGUCAUGGGAAAAUACGGUAUAGGAAACAGAAAUAAUAGAGGAGAAAGACUGCUGGAAUUUGCAAAGGACCAAAAAAUAAAUCAUUUCUGUCGACCUAACAGUGAAGCCUGCAAAGUGUAUCAUUUUCAACAACAAACUGCUCUUUAUUCAAGAGAACGUUUGCAAUCUUAUAUAUGUCUGUCUAUCAGUCUGUCUGUCUGUCAGCAUGCUAGUGCGUGGAGCGGUGGCGGAUCUUGGGAGUCCGGAGGGGCCAUGGGGGCUCCCGUUGUACGCAGUGUUUGUAUUGAUAACAUAAAAUGCAACACUAGCACUCUUGAACACUUCACAAACAGCGGACGAUACGGAAACAUUAGUCCUAUGACGAGUGGUAACAUGUUCACCAUUAAACAGUAUCGCUUCUUUUGGCAUUGGCUCGUAUUCGAAGUGGCGCAACAUUGGUGGUUCUAUGAUAUUGGUAUGAACGGCACGUUGUUGACUAUCAUGUCUAUACUGGGAGUAAAGAUGUAG
Molecule: messenger RNA, 1065 nt
Organism: Helobdella robusta
Lineage: Eukaryota; Metazoa; Annelida; Clitellata; Rhynchobdellida; Glossiphoniidae
Exons: 5
Coding region: 1-1065 (354 amino acids)
Biological process (GO): chromatin remodeling
Cellular component (GO): nucleus
Source: RefSeq, a predicted model, not a curated record